AUGGUAGCCAAAGGUGGUUCAUAUGGUAGAUCCAAAGAUUCCUAUGAAGAUGAAUCCAUUCUCUUAGAAAGUACAGCCGCGCGGCUAUACCCGCUUGUACCUAAUUUUAUGACAACGCCGUUCGGCUAUACUCGGUUUGUUUUUCAAAAAAAAAAUCUGGCGAAUCGGACUCUAACUCAUCACUACGAACGUCUAGGGCACAGAGCAAGCCCGUUCCAGGUUUUGAGCAGUGUUCCAGAUAUCGGCCUAGGCGCUAGGCGGGAGAACACCGACACCAGGGAGUUAAGGGGGGCCUAG
This is a messenger RNA of Prunus armeniaca (apricot), 297 nucleotides long. The record is from the annotation of a GenBank genome assembly. NCBI's taxonomy places the organism in Eukaryota, Viridiplantae, Streptophyta, Magnoliopsida, Rosales, Rosaceae.